This is a messenger RNA of Aspergillus heteromorphus CBS 117.55, 1247 nucleotides long. RefSeq names its product putative carbonyl reductase. The coding region runs from base 366 to 1247 and encodes 293 amino acids. Gene Ontology annotation, cellular component: intracellular anatomical structure. NCBI's taxonomy places the organism in Eukaryota, Fungi, Ascomycota, Eurotiomycetes, Eurotiales, Aspergillaceae. Gene Ontology annotation, molecular function: oxidoreductase activity, acting on NAD(P)H, oxygen as acceptor. The transcript has 3 exons. The record is from RefSeq and is a predicted model, not a curated record.
GGCAUAGCGUCAUGAACCCACCCGCAUCCACCACUGCCGACGCCGACAGCGAGAGGAGGCCCAGCCAGUGCAGCCACUCGAGGCAGCUAGCAGCAGGGAUACAGUGUCAGCCAAACCCCGAGCAUCGAAUGCGAAAAUGAAAGUCCAAAACGGUCAAUGGAUCCGCAACCCCUCAGCGGCAUCUCCCAAGCGGGCUAGCUGCCUCUAUGUUGCGUCGCCGAUAGUGGUGUAUAUCUAGGCUCAGGCCCAGCAUAUAAAGACUGCCUGCCGGAUACGAAUCCCCUCCAUCGUCCCUCACAUCCAUACACAUCCUCUCUUCCCCUGAGCUCCGUCUAUUGCUCUGAUACAUCCGCUGAAUUCUCACAAUGGCUGCCAAUCCCGUUCACAACGGACUCUUCGUCCACGAUAAUACCGCCCCCCCUGCCCACCCCAGCUUGCUGAGCAUGUUCUCCUUGAAGGGCAAGACCGCCAUUGUCACGGGCUCUGCCGCGGGCAUUGGUCUCGCUGUGGCCGCCGGACUGGCUGAAGCCGGUGCCAACGUUGCCUUUUGGUGGGGUUCGAACUCCAAGUGCCCCGAACGGGCCGCGGAGGUGGCCUCCAAGUACGGCGUUCAGACCAAGGCUUACCAGGUCGAUGUCACCAAUCCCGAAGCUGUACAGGCAGCCGUUGACCAGGUUGUGAAAGACUUCAAUGGCCGACUGGAUAUCUUCAUCGCCAAUGCCGGUAUUCCAUGGACCAAAGGCCCCAUGGUGGACGGCCCGCUGGACCACUACACGAGCGUGGUCGACAUCGACCUGAACGGAACCUUCUACUGCGCUAGGGCCGCGGCCACCCACUGGAGGAGACAGAAAGAAGAGGGCACCGACAUCAACGGGAACAGGCUGGAGAACUUCACGUACGGUAGCUUCGUGGCUACUGCGUCGAUGAGUGGUCACAUCGUGAACGUCCCCCAAAUGCAGAGUGCUUACAACGCUGCCAAGGCAGCUGUCAUCCACCUGAGCAAGUCGCUGGCUGUCGAGUGGGUCAAGUUCGCCCGUUCCAACACCGUCUCCCCUGGAUAUAUCGCGACGGAGAUCUCCAACUUCGUAUCACCGGAGGUCAAGGGCAUCUGGAAGGACAAGAUCCCGAUGGGCCGCGAGGGCCGUCCGGAGGAGCUGAAGGGCGCAUACCUGUACCUGGCGUCGGAUGCGUCCAGCUACACGACGGGCGCUGACCUGGUCGUCGACGGCGGCUACUGCGCUCCAUAA